This is a messenger RNA of Theobroma umbraticum, 1218 nucleotides long. Its product is annotated as plastid developmental protein DAG. Lineage: Eukaryota; Viridiplantae; Streptophyta; Magnoliopsida; Malvales; Malvaceae. Gene Ontology annotation, cellular component: mitochondrion. Gene Ontology annotation, biological process: mitochondrial mRNA modification; cytidine to uridine editing. The record is from RefSeq and is a predicted model, not a curated record.
UUUCUAGCAGAUAAUCCAACAAAGAACAAGGAAAAAAAAACAGAUACACCCGAAAAAAAUGUCGUCAGUUGUCGUUCAAAAACUUGCCCGUCUCCCUUUGUCAACCUAUCCGUCUCGUACACUCUCGAGAUUCUUCUCCAUCGGCUCGGGAUCUAAUAACUCAGUGGUUGCUGAAAGGGCCGAGUUGACUCGGGUGCCAACUCUGGUGGAGGGAUGCGACUAUGAGCACUGGUUCGUGGUUAUGGAGGCUCCCAAGGGAUACCCACUUAGAGAUGAGAUCGUUGACACCUACAUUAAGACCCUAGCAAUGGCUUUAGGAAGUGAAGAGGCAGCUAAGAAGUCUAUAUAUUCUGUCUCCACCAAGUAUUACUAUGCAUUUGGUUGCAAAGUACCGGAAGAUUUGACUUUUAAACUUAAAUCUCUGCCUAAUGUGAAAUGGGUUUUACCAGAUUCUUAUUUGGUUCACGGGGACAAUAGCUAUGGAGGAGAACCAUUCCUUGAUGGGAAGGCUGUUCAGUAUGAUGACAAAUAUCAUUCUGACUGGAUCCGGGUUCAAAAUGAUGAUGAAAGUAAAGAAAACUCAUCCAAAAAAUGAAAGGGGAAAACAAAAGAAAAAGUAGCAUUAUAGAAGGCAUGCUGCUGUGCUUUAGCUUCCUCUUAUUUGGGUGUUAGAAGCUUACCAAAUUUUUUAGGAGAAUUAAAUGAAAAGAAGCAAGCAUACCAGAAUCAGAAGUUAUGCAGACUAUCUUGUCAGUGGAUUCUUAGAUAUUUGUUUCGCUUAUGUGCUGUAUAGAAUAGUGCUUUUGGUGCAACUCAUGGUCAAAAUGAAUCUUUGCAUUGCUGGUCAAAACUUUGUAGCAUGAGCACUCUGUGGGCUUGAUCCUGCAAUUACAAGGACCAGAGGGUCCAAUCACCUGCCACUGGGUUUACAUUGGCUUUUACCGAAAAAAUGAUGGGGCACUUAAUAGUGGAAGCAUUGCGUUAUGCAACAAAUGUUCAAGGUUAACGCCCAGUUGAUAUUUAGAAAUUGAAAAAGCUUUCAAUUGUAUUUGAUCCGAAGGAGAACCCUUUUAAGUUAAGACUGCUUAGUAUUUUUCUUUGCAAGAUUGUAAGGAGAGAAAGAGCUUAAUUUUCCAGCUACAAGUUUUCUUCCUUUUUUAACUUCAUGCCAGCUGUAACUUGAAUUACCAUUCGACUAGAUGAUUGAUUUUUUUCUUC